Gymnogyps californianus (California condor) is the source of this 5088-nucleotide messenger RNA. RefSeq names its product PLAG1 like zinc finger 2 (gene PLAGL2). NCBI's taxonomy places the organism in Eukaryota, Metazoa, Chordata, Aves, Accipitriformes, Cathartidae. Bases 299 to 1783 code for a protein of 494 amino acids. The record is from RefSeq and is a predicted model, not a curated record. The transcript has 4 exons. Gene Ontology annotation, molecular function: DNA-binding transcription activator activity, RNA polymerase II-specific.
UGGGGCCGCCGGGGCCUGGGCCGGAGCCGCGCCUGGCGGGGCCCGGGGGAACGGGGUAGCUUUGAAACUGGCACAGAUGGCUGAGCUUGUUCAGAGGGAAAGCAGCAACUACCUGGCGAAAGUGGCAGAGACUCCCGGAACGUGUGCACAGCUCUGAAGCAGGAGAUGAAGAUGUUUUGCUAUUAAAGCAGUUCGGUCACAGAGGGUUCCAACAGAAAGCUGCACCGGGACAACACCACAGCAAGACGCCUGCAGGCUCGAGUUCUGCUUGACAUGGCCAUGUUCUACUAGACCUGCCAUGACGGCAUUUUUUCCCAGUGUUCCCAACUGGAUUCAAGAUGCAAAGCAGGAGGAGGAAGAGACAGGCUGGAAAUUAGUCCCCAGACCAAGAGGUGAAGAGACCGAAAGUCAGGGAAAAUGCCAAUGUGAAAUAUCGGAGACCUCCUUCACUAAUGUGGACAAGCUGAGAACUCACACGCUUUCUCAUACUGAGCAGAGACCAUACAACUGCCCUCAGCUGCACUGUGGCAAAGCCUUUGCUUCUAAGUACAAGCUCUAUAGGCAUAUGGCCACGCACUCUGCUCAGAAGCCUCAUCAGUGUAUGUACUGCGAGAAGAUGUUUCACCGGAAAGAUCACCUUCGCAACCACCUCCAGACCCACGAUCCCAACAAGGAGGCCCUCCACUGUCCUGAGUGUGGCAAGAACUACAACACGAAACUCGGCUUCAGGCGACAUCUGGCCAUGCACGCGGCUGCCAGCGGUGAUCUCAGCUGCAAGGUAUGCCUCCAGACGUUUGAAAGUACCCAAGUCCUGCUGGAGCACCUCAAAGCUCAUUCUAGGCGGGCUUCUGGUGGAGCGAAGGAAAAGAAGCAUCCGUGUGACCACUGUGAUAGGCGCUUCUACACCCGGAAAGAUGUGCGGAGACACUUGGUAGUGCACACGGGGCGGAAGGACUUCUUGUGCCAGUACUGUGCUCAGAGGUUUGGGCGGAAAGAUCAUCUGACCAGGCACAUGAAGAAAAGCCACUCCCAGGAACUGCUGAAGAUUAAGACAGAGCCAGUUGACAUGCUGGGUCUCCUAAGCUGCAGCUCAUCUGUCGCAGUGAAAGAAGAGCUGAGUCCCGUCCUGUGUAUGGCAUCCAGAGACAUGAUAGGUGGUAAGAGCUUCCCUGGCAUGUUGCCUGUGGGCAUGUACAGCACACAUCUCCAAACCAUGCCAAGCUCAGGGAUGCCCCAUUCUUUGGUUCCUAAUUCUCUUCCAAUGGGAAUGAGCUAUCCUCUGGAGUCGUCUUCUCCCAUCUCCUCCCCACCGCAACCUCCUCCAAAGUAUCAGCUUGGAUCUACCUCAUAUUUGCCUGAGAAACUACCCAAAGUAGAGGUGGACAGCUUUUUGUCAGACUUCCCUGGCAGCCUGUCUCUCUCAUCUGGUGAGCCUCAGUCCUCUUCGCCUCAGCCACCCCCCCUGGAUGAGGCUUUGCUUUCCAAGAGCCCUGCUAACCUUUCAGAGGCUCUCUGUGCUGCUAACAUGGACUUUUCUCAUCUUCUUGGCUUCCUCCCCCUAAAUCUUCCUCCUUGCAAUCCACCUGUAUCAUCAGGGGGAUUGGUCAUGGGCUACUCACAGGGGGAGACACAGCCACUGCUUACCACUUUGCAACAUCAACCUCAAGAAUCUCCUGGAGCUGGGGCCUCGCUGAACUUUGGGCCCCUUCAUUCAUUGCCCCCUGUCUUCACCUCCAGCUUGAGCACAACCACGCUGCCACGUUUCCACCAGGCAUUCCAAUAAGCUGAAAAUAGCACUGGAGAACAGAUCUUUCAGUCACCCUUUUGUGGAGAGCCUUAAAAACGCACAACUCUUACUUCCCUUUGGGGUGCGAAAGCUUUGCAAAGCUGUUUCAGACAGGAGGUUUCUGAUCUCUGGAGGGAGCACUUGUAGGCUGGAACAGCAGAUAUCCCCGUGCAAGUCCCAGUCCUGUACAGCGAAAAGAUUUCAGCUAAUAGACUGGAUAUAUUUUAUCUAAUUUUUAAUCUGUGAAUCAGAAGCCGCGCUUAGCACUGACCUUCCCUGAGAUCCUGGAGCUAUGUUCCUCUCUGGGAAGGGACUGUCCCUGAGAAGGAGUUGAGACUCUUUCAUCUUGGGCUAAACUUUUGAAGAGUCCAGCUUCCAUUUCAUGUUGUCACACUGCAAUUCUGGCAAAACAGCCAACACCUCCACAUGGAGAAGGAGGAGAAGUCAGGAUACCCGCUCUGUAUGAAGCCAACAGGGAAGAGGCUGUCCUUCCCCACUACCUCUCAUCCCAUCACCUAAUACAGCUCACUCCACCGAAUACAGCUUACUCCACAUCAGUGUUAAGCAACAAGACCGUUUACAUAGUGAAUUCAGAGACGUCACCUCAUUCUUCUUUGCGGAGCCGUUAGGUUAAACUCAUUACAGUGAACGUUGUUUACACAACACAAAUCUGUUUCCGCCAUUACAAAAAUAGGAGGCACCAGAAUACACUGGUUUUAUGUCUGGUGUAGCUAGAACACUGUUUACACAACGAAGUCAGGUUGCACUGAUUUCUCUUCACUUAUCAUGUUCUUCCCCCAUGGGGAAAUACACUGCUUUUUGGACCACUUCAGCCUCUGCCACUGUCGGCAGCAGCUUCCCGCCUUUUCUCUCUGGCUAUCCACGUGUCAAGGGGAUGGAGCAGCUCUCACAGCUUAGCUUGUUUUUGUGGUGUAUGGAUAGAGCCCUUUUAAAUAUCUCCCACAGGCAAACAGAUCGUGCAUCUGUUCUGGAAACCAAAGCAUGUGAAAAAGCUAGGUGAGGAGCUCGGGGCUGGCAGCGUUGAGUACUGUCGUACCAGGCAGGGAUGAGAACAGGCUGCAGGCCCCCGCUCCCUAGAUUCCCUUGAGAUGAGGAACAGAGUACGAGUUUCUAGGUUUUUUUACCACAACAGUUCAGUGAGGUCAGUACCCUUUUGGCUUAUCCAUGAAGCAGUCUCAAGAGAUAUAUUUUUACCUCCAUCCUAGGGUGAUGACAUCCAGGAAUUGGGAGGAAAAAUUGGUCCCAGCUUCAUGUACGCUCUGUCAGUGUACUAGAAGCAUUUUCCCCAACACUAAUCCUUCUAACAAACGCUGAGGGUUUGGGCCUGCAGUCACCCUUUCACUUAGGAUUUGGUUCCACUGGCCUUUUUGUUCUCUCCUUCUCGAGCUUUGUCUCCUGAAGUUAAAGUCCUGCUUCCCCUGCUCCCUGCCUCACCUCUUCAGUUCUUCCACAGUCUGUCUACCUGCUGAGGGCAGAGGGUUACACUGGUAAGUGGCAGCCAGCUGCUGAUGUCAUUUAGCAUCUGUAUCGUCUCCUGCUCUCAUUUUCCUGGGCACUUGUACUGCAGAUGGUAACAUACGGAGGUCGAUCUCGCUAUACGUUGGUGCACGUUUAUGGAUAUAGACACGCAGAUCUUCAUACCUCGGCAUGGAGGAACCAUUGUAGGCCAAUAUAAACCAGGAAAUCUGUCGCUGUUGUUCUCCAUAAAUCUAGAAAAUGCAAAAUCUACCUCUACUCUGUUAUCUCAGCUCCUUCCGUGAAGCCAGAUGCUGUCCUCCCUCAUCUCCCCAGAGUACAUCCAUUUCAGUCAGUGCAUAUUACUUUCUGCUGAGCCAUUGAUCCCACAGCGUGACAUUAGCCGUGCCUCGUUUGUUCAUAGGCUUGUCCCCCUUCCAUUUUACUCAAGAAUUUUAUUUUUAAUUUAGCUUAGUAAUUCUUCCCAGAAUGACUGUUUAGUGAUCCAUUGAUUCUCCAAAACAUAGAUCAGUUGUUUUAGGUUAGCCAGCAAUGCUGCAAAUAAUACUUUUGUAUCAAAAUGUAAUAUAAGAUUUAUUUACCUCAGCAAUAUCCUGUGGCAAUGAUCUCCCCGAGUUAAAUGCAGUACUUCCUUUUCUCCACUGUAAAAUGUUGCCUUUUGAAGUUCAACGAGUGCCUUCUUGUUCUCUAACAUAGAAAAGGUAAAUAGGGCAUUUCAGCUAGUCUUCUGUUUACCGUCAUUGAAUACCUCAGGCCUGUCUUGUAUUGCUUUUCUCUUUGCAAAUUAAAGAGUUUCACACUGUUAUCAAUUAUAUGCAAGCCUUAUCCCUGUCUUCAGUUGAGAGGAUUUUUUUUUUUGAGAAAUAAAUGGUCAGAACUGAUCACUUGCUGCAAGUGAGGAUUAUCAGAUUUAUGCAAUGCCAUCAUACACCUUCUUCUGUUUCAGAACAUUCAGCUUUCUUGCUUUUUGCCUGCAUUGUACUCUGAACAGAUGCCAUCACUGGAAUUCCUUUAGCAGUGGUAGCUAAACUUAGAGCCAGGCAUCUUUUUCCUACCAGUAGCCUGUCAAAGAAUAAAUGGAAUUCAUUUUGCUAUUAUUUGCAUGUGUGAUUUGCUUUCCACAGCUAUUCUAACAAGCAGAGUUGCAAUAACAUUUGUCAAUGAGAGGAAAGUCUAAACCAGCAAAGGCAGCGUGUUCAGAGACAGCACGCUGGAGCUAAUACCAGGUAUUUGCACUGGAAAAUGGAUUCAAAGUUCCUGUUCCACAAUGGAGUUUAUAAUCUGCAAGUGUUUUGUCAGCCAGUCUAAUGAGGCUACUCCCAUUUGAAAUACUAAGUAUGCAAUUCACAAAACAAAUUAUUUCCUGAAGCUAGUUAGUGAACAACUUUUACCUGUUCAGAAGAAAAAACUUGGAGCAUCUAAGCAACUCCACUUGGGAAUCUAAGUUCGUUAGGAAGUUAUGUACCGAGCUGUUAUGAAAAUCAGUAGAAGUCAGCUUAGACAAGCUCCUGCUGAUGCGACUGUAGGUAAAAUACAAUGUUAAACUUGCCACACUGAGAGGAUGAUUGCUGCAGCACAGCCUGGAAACCUGCUCUGUUGCGUACGUGCAGGACCUUUGUGCGUGAGGGAAUGGCAGCCAUUAUGCUAGUUAUGUGAUGUGAAAAAAAAGUGUCAUCCCAGAAAGGGUUUGGUUUUGUUUUUAAAAUCAAGGUUUAGGGAUGUUUAAGUCAACAUGCUACUUUCUCUCCUAAGGUCAUUAUUAACGUAGGGAAUAGCAGACUGCAGGGAAGGAUGGUGAAUAUGAA